Penicillium verrucosum is the source of this 711-nucleotide messenger RNA. RefSeq lists its product as uncharacterized. Gene Ontology annotation, molecular function: ubiquitin conjugating enzyme activity. The record is from RefSeq and is a predicted model, not a curated record. The transcript is spliced from 3 exons. Gene Ontology annotation, biological process: proteasome-mediated ubiquitin-dependent protein catabolic process; protein polyubiquitination. The coding region runs from base 1 to 711 and encodes 236 amino acids. NCBI's taxonomy places the organism in Eukaryota, Fungi, Ascomycota, Eurotiomycetes, Eurotiales, Aspergillaceae.
AUGGCGGAACGCAUCUUGAUGAACGAAUUCAAGACCCUUCACAAGGAGAAGUGGGUUCACAUCCAGUUGCACAAUGACGACAUCUUUAACUGGGAUGUUGCUUUGAUCGUGAUGAACCCGGACUCAUUGUACUACGGUGGCUAUUUUAAAGCCUCAAUGACAUUCCCGUCCGACUACCCUUAUGCUCCACCAAAGUUUCGUUUCCUGAAACCUCUCUACCAUCCGAACAUCUACCCCAGCGGUAAGCUAUGCAUUUCCAUCCUUCAUACGCCUGGCGAGGAUGAAAUGUCCGGCGAGCUUGCCUCUGAGCGCUGGUCCCCUGCCCAGCGUGUCGAGUCGGUCCUGAUCUCCAUUAUCUCUCUGCUUGACGAUGCCGAGCCUGCCUCCCCCGCAAACAUCGACGCUGCCGUCUUGCUUCGAAACGAACCGGAGGUCUACCGUCAGCGUGUUAAGUCCGAUGUCGAGAAAUCUAAGAUGGAUAUUCCUGCCGGUUUCGAGAUGCCCGCACACGAUACUCCUGCCCCCGAGCCGCCUGUGGAGAAGGAAGACCACGACUUCUGGGCCGAUAGUGAUGCCGACAGCGAUGAGUUUGGUGGCAGUGACUCUGACGAAACACUCGACAUGCAACAGUCUAGCGGCAGUGAUAUGGAUAUGGACGAGGACGAGUUCGAAUCGGCCAACGAGGAUUUCACAGAGACGGACAAGGUGUAA